AUGUCGAAUAACAACGCCGAGCUGGAGCUCAGCAAGGUCUUCAAUGUGAAGGAUAAGGUGGCCUUGGUCACCGGCGGUGGCUCAGGUAUCGGCUUGAUGAUCACCCAGACACUUGCAGUCAACGGUGCGAAGGUGUACAUUGUGGGGAGGACGAAGGAGAAGCUUAAUAGGGUGGUCGAGGUAUACAGCAAGGGCAUUCCAGGCCAGAUCAUCCCAAUUGUCGGCGAUGUCUCUAGCAAGGAGGGGGUGCAGAACAUCCUCAAGGAGGUCGAGUCUCGCGAGAAAUACCUGGAUAUCUUGGUAAACAAUGCCGGAAUUGCCGCACCAAAGGCCGAUACUUCCGGUGAAAAGGCUCCCGAGGAGGCGGUUGACCAGUUCUUCAACUCCACGACGGUGGAUCAAUGGACGGAGGUGUACGCAACGAACGUUGUGGGUCCCUUCAUGAUGGCCACGGCGUUCCUGCCGCUACUUGCCAAAUCUACAGAGGCGCAGCACGGAUGGUCUGCCACCGUCGUCAACAUUACCAGUAUCUCGGGCACCAUCCGCAUCUCACAGGGCCACUUCUCGUACAAUGCCAGCAAAGGAGCUGCUGUCCAUCUCAACAAGUUGUUGGCUGCGGAGAUUGCGAAGGCUGGCAUCAAGGUCCGCGUCAACGCAAUUGCUCCUGGCGUCUUCCCGAGUGAAAUGACCACGCAAGAGAGCGACGACAAGCAGAAGAGUCAGAUGCCGAAGGAAAAGAAAGAGAUGCUACCAAGCCAGCGCCCAGGGAAAGACACAGACAUGGCCGCCGCUAUCCUCUUCACCGUUUGUUGCCAGUAUCUGAAUGGUCAAAACAUUAACGUUGAUGGAGGAUACCUCAUCCAGGCGGGUACGUAA
This is a messenger RNA of Westerdykella ornata, 876 nucleotides long. RefSeq names its product short chain dehydrogenase/reductase family. The coding region runs from base 1 to 876 and encodes 291 amino acids. Gene Ontology annotation, molecular function: oxidoreductase activity. Lineage: Eukaryota; Fungi; Ascomycota; Dothideomycetes; Pleosporales; Sporormiaceae. The record is from RefSeq and is a predicted model, not a curated record. The transcript has 2 exons.